AUGGUGAAGCCACUAACAUUCAAGGGCGACAAAAAGGUCAAGAAGCGCAAGCACCGCGACCGCGACCGCGACCGCGAGCCCGACGACGCGGCACGCAAGCGGACAGCAGUGCAGGUGGCCGGCGGCGACGAGACUGUGGCCGACGACGACACAUGGGUCUCGGCCGAAGCCCUAGGAGACGUCUCGGGGCCGGUGCUGAUUGUGCUGCCAGGCACGGGCGACACCAAGCCGGCGGCGCUCGCGUGCGACGCCAACGGCAAGGUGUUUGCCAUGGCGAUUGAGAACAUUGUGGACGGCAACCCGGCGAGCGCCGAGCCGCACGACGUGAGACAGGUCUGGGUGGCGAGCCGCGUGGUGGGCACCGAGCAUUUCCUGUUCAAGGGCCACCACGGCAAGUACCUGGGGUGCGACAAGUACGGGCUGUUUUCGGCGACAUCGAUUGCGGUGUCGCCGCUCGAGUCGUUUGUGCUGGUCGACGCAGCAGCAGCGUCGGCGACCCAAAACAAAGAAACAGAGGCAGCACAAGAGCCCGACGUCUUCCAAAUCAAGACGCUCCGCGACACCUUUUUGUCGGUGCAGCCGCACAAGGGCACAGCGGGUGCCGCCAAAGCCGCCAAAGCCGACGCCGUGUCGGACGUGCGCGGCGACGCGGCUGAGGCCGGCAUCUACACAGGCGUGCGUAUCCGCAUGCAGGCCCGCUUCAAGCCGCGCAUCAAGGCGUCAAAGGAGGAAAAGGCACGCGAAAAGAUCAGCCGACGGGAGCUCGAGACGGCCGCGGGCCGCCGUCUGGAAGACGACGAGGUCAAGCUGCUGAAGCGCGCACGGCGCGACGGCGACUACCACGAGCGGCUACUGGACCUCAAAGUCAAGGGCAAGAGCGACACAUACGCGUGA
This is a messenger RNA of Sporothrix schenckii 1099-18, 894 nucleotides long. Its product is annotated as protein FRG1. The transcript has a single exon. Gene Ontology annotation, cellular component: catalytic step 2 spliceosome; striated muscle dense body; nucleolus. The record is from RefSeq and is a predicted model, not a curated record. NCBI's taxonomy places the organism in Eukaryota, Fungi, Ascomycota, Sordariomycetes, Ophiostomatales, Ophiostomataceae. Gene Ontology annotation, molecular function: actin filament binding. The coding region runs from base 1 to 894 and encodes 297 amino acids.